AUGUCUGGAUAUCAGUUCUACAUGACAUUAGAGCGCCGCACAGACAAUACCGGUUUGAACACCCCGAAGGAUCAUUAUCCAAAGCUGAUGUGGUUGAUACAUCAGUGGCGACAUCUCAAAAUGCUCAAGAGAUUCGGUCGAGGCCACGAUCUGGGAGAGAUAGCAACUACACCACCCAGCAGCUGCGCAGUGCAAUGUCCUGCCUGCCCACAUCCAGGCAUGAAUCUUCCAGAGGAUUGGAAGACUGCACCUCCUGAACGAAGCUGGCUUUAUCGUCUGUUCAUCGGCAUCGACGUCAACUUCCACCUGAAAUGA
Laetiporus sulphureus 93-53 is the source of this 315-nucleotide messenger RNA. RefSeq lists its product as uncharacterized. NCBI's taxonomy places the organism in Eukaryota, Fungi, Basidiomycota, Agaricomycetes, Polyporales, Laetiporaceae. The coding region runs from base 1 to 315 and encodes 104 amino acids. The transcript is spliced from 3 exons. The record is from RefSeq and is a predicted model, not a curated record.